Molecule: messenger RNA, 736 nt
Organism: Drosophila nasuta
Lineage: Eukaryota; Metazoa; Arthropoda; Insecta; Diptera; Drosophilidae
Exons: 2
Coding region: 356-736 (126 amino acids)
Source: RefSeq, a predicted model, not a curated record
AAAAAACUCACCUCGACCGAUUACUACACAGUACAAUUCAUAUACGUACACGACUUGUAUAUAUAUUCCCUUUACCGAUGUUGAACUCAAAAUCACAUGCAAAUGACGGCGACAAGAUCCGCACUUAAAGAUUCCAAUUGAGAUUCGAACUUUGCACGUAUCUCGCUUGCUCUCUCGCUGUUUGGUAAUUAAAGCUGCUUGGGAAGAAGGCAAUGAAGGCAAAAAAAAAAAAAAAAAAAUAAAAUAAAGGAAGGGAGGUGGAGGAAGCUUAAUAAACACAUACCAGAGUAACUGUUUGAGCUGAGAGGCAACCACAAUGAAUAGACAGACAUUCCUUACCGUGGGCAAUUAGAAAAUGAGUUCAAGCGAACGCGCCAACUCGCACCAAGUUGCGCCGAGUCAUAGAUCAACGUUCAUGAUAAGCAGACACCACAGCAGCAGCAACAGCAACAGCAACAGCAGCAGCAGCAGUUGGAGCACUCUCCGAGCACACACAAGUUUUGCUCUAAUCGGAGCACUUCUUUACUGUGUGUCGAUGCCAAUGAUCAUUUUGGCCGAUCUCCGCUGCCGACUGCAUUCCCCCCUCGGGCGCCAUUCCAGCAACUGGGCAACUGAGCAGCAGCAUCAUCAUGAGAUCGAGACUCCGACUCAGUCUGAGACUGAGACUCGACUCCAGUCGCGUCGAGUCAUGGCAUCGUUUGCUGUUUUAUGCCUCUCCUUCUUCCUCUUCCUCUAG